Brassica oleracea var. oleracea is the source of this 1157-nucleotide messenger RNA. RefSeq names its product ethylene-responsive transcription factor ERF119-like. Gene Ontology annotation, biological process: regulation of DNA-templated transcription. NCBI's taxonomy places the organism in Eukaryota, Viridiplantae, Streptophyta, Magnoliopsida, Brassicales, Brassicaceae. Gene Ontology annotation, molecular function: DNA-binding transcription factor activity; DNA binding. Bases 9 to 893 code for a protein of 294 amino acids. The record is from RefSeq and is a predicted model, not a curated record. The transcript is spliced from 2 exons.
GGUUUGAAAUGUCUGAACCAAAGAAAAGAUCUUCCUUUCAAGCCAAGAAACCCUCCAAAAACCACAAGAGAAAGACUUUCCAGCUAAACCGUCUCCCUGGUCUGUUGUCUGAGGAUUUGAAAACUAUGAGAAAACUUCGUUUCGUAGUGAGUGAUCCAUACGCUACUGACUACUCAUCCAGCGAAGAAGAUGAAACGUGUCAGACAAGGAAACGUUAUGUCUGCGAGAUCGACCGUCCUUUCUCUCAAGCCACUGCUCAAUCAGAAUCCGAGAGCUCGUCUUGUCAUAACGGUGGAAGCAAAGCCAAAAUCACCCAUGUCGUUGGACGAUCUAGUGUCAGGAAGCCUGUUGGUGUAAGGCAGAGGAAAUGGGGCAAAUGGGCUGCCGAGAUUAUACAUCCAAUCACCAAAACAAGAACUUGGUUGGGUACUUACGAGACCCUUGAACAAGCAGCUGAUGCUUAUGCUGCUAAGAAACUCGAGCUUGAUGCUUUGUCUGCUGCCACUUCCUCUGUUUUGUCUGAGAAUGCCCUGUCAGAUGACUCAGCUUCAGGGUCUAACGUUGAAGCUGUGUCAAGCAUUGAUCUUGAUAAGAAGUUGAUAGACUUUAACUUGGCAGAUCUACCGAUUCCAGAUAUGGGUUGCUUCAUUGAUGAGUCACUGAUCUCAAAUGCAUGUAAGCUUGAUUUUCACUUACCAGAAGAGAGUGACCAGUUCUUAAAUGACAUGAAAUUCAUUGGUCUUGAACGUGACGGUCCAAGCAACCUUCCAGACUAUGAUUUCUCCGACGUGGAGUUCGAUCUUGGUCUCGUUGGAAACAUUGACAACAGGUUUAAUUUCUUCGAUCAUCUCGCAACAACAACUACAACUCCACUUAAUAUCGCGUGCCUAUAAGUUUUGAAGCUAGGUGUUAUUAUGAGUUAUAGGAGCCAAAGUAAAAUGCUAUGUUUUUUUUUGUUCGGUUUUUGUCCAAGUUAUUACAGUAUAGCGGAGGUAGUUAACCUCAGGGGAAGCAAAGAGAUAAGUUUUGCGUGUUUGGUGUUGCGAAAAAGUUUUGUUGACAUAAUAGUUUUGAUGUUGUAGAGAAGAUGAGAGAGGUGAGAUUGAAAUUCUAAUCGUUAUUUAUGUGAAACCUAGUUUAUUGUUUUGUGAUUUCUU